AUGUUUCUUUUAAAGGUCGUCCUAGCAUUCCUUUUCUCGUGCAACUUGGUUGCCUCUGCUUGUAAACCAUUCGAUUAUGAUCCCGAGAUCGGUGCCUACGGCAACACCACAUGCCAUCUCUGGGAUUCGGACGACUAUGAGCACGACAAGAGGAUGAUUAUUUAUGCUUACGACAACGACGCUUACCACCAAUUCAUAAGUCUAGUGGGUCUCGAACUUGCUAUAGAAGUAUUGGAGAUUCUGAAACGCCUGCAAGAUAUUUUGCGAGAAGUUAUUGAGAGCCACGGGGACAUUUCUUCCAAGCAUGCAAGUUGGGGGUUCCGAAAGCUUCUUCCUUGGAACUGGCUCAUGGACAAAUAA
Molecule: messenger RNA, 360 nt
Organism: Sungouiella intermedia
Lineage: Eukaryota; Fungi; Ascomycota; Pichiomycetes; Serinales; Metschnikowiaceae
Source: the annotation of a GenBank genome assembly